Anoplopoma fimbria (sablefish) is the source of this 2499-nucleotide messenger RNA. It is a transcript of the gene ampd2b, whose product is annotated as adenosine monophosphate deaminase 2b. Gene Ontology annotation, molecular function: AMP deaminase activity. Gene Ontology annotation, biological process: IMP salvage; AMP metabolic process. NCBI's taxonomy places the organism in Eukaryota, Metazoa, Chordata, Actinopteri, Perciformes, Anoplopomatidae. Gene Ontology annotation, cellular component: cytosol. The transcript has 17 exons. The record is from RefSeq and is a predicted model, not a curated record. Bases 43 to 2331 code for a protein of 762 amino acids.
AUCCCUGUGGCUUUGAAACAAUCCAUUGACCUGCGUACAUCCAUGGACGGGAAGUACAAGGAGAUUGCUGAGGAGCUGUUCUCACGCACUCUGGCAGAGAGUGAGAUGCGCAGCGCCCCUUAUGAAUUUCCAGAGGACAGCCCCAUCGAACAGCUGGAGGAGAGACGUCAUCGACUUGAGCGACAGAUCAGCCAGGAUGUGAAGUUUGAACCCGACAUCCUCCUGCGAGCCAAACAAGAGUUCAUGAAGACUGACAGCGCCACAGAUCUCGAAUACAUGAAGGAGCAGAGCCAAGCUCCUGACCUGCAGGAGAGAGAACCUGUUCCAGAGAAAGAGUACCAGCGAGUCGCUAUCUCUGGAGAGGAGAAAUGUGGGGUUCCCUUCACAGAUCUGUUGGAUGCAGCCAAAUGUGUGGUGAAGGCUCUGUUCAUCAGACAGAAGUAUAUGGGUCUGUCGCUGCAGAGUUUCUGCAGGACCACCGCUCGUUACCUUCAGGAGCUGAGUGAGAGACCUCUGGACCUGGAUAUCUAUGAGGAGGAGAUCCCAGAGACCUCAUUCACUGCAGAUACCUCAAUGCACCCACCUGUUUCUAAAACGCACCCCUACGAGAACCAGGACCCUGCCAGCAUGCCCAAUGAUCUGGGUUACGGCUGCAAGAUGGUGGAUGGUGUCAUGCAUGUGUACAUGACGAGGAACAUUAUGGAAAAGAGCACAGAGCUGGAUCUGCCGUAUCCAAACCUGCAGGAGUAUAUCGCUGAUAUGAACGUGAUGAUGGCCCUCAUUAUCAACGGACCAGUAAAGUCCUUCUGCUACCGUCGUCUGCAGUAUCUUAGCUCCAAGUUCCAGAUGCACAUUCUGCUGAAUGAGAUGAAAGAGCUGGCAGCACAGAAGAAAGUCCCACAUCGAGACUUUUACAAUAUCCGUAAGGUGGACACACACAUUCACGCUUCGUCCUGCAUGAACCAGAAGCACCUUCUGCGUUUUAUCAAAAGGGCAAUGAAGAAGUAUCCCAAAGAGAUUGUGCAUGUAGAAAGAGGCAAGGGUCAGACGCUCAUGGAGGUGUUUGAGACCAUGAACCUGACAGCCUUUGACCUGAGCGUGGACACCCUGGACAUGCACGCAGACCGUAACACUUUUCAUCGCUUUGACAAGUUCAAUGCCAAAUACAACCCCAUUGGCGAGUCCAUCCUGAGAGAGAUCUUCAUCAAAACAGACAACCACAUCGAGGGGAAAUACUUUGGCCACAUUAUUAAGGAGGUGAUGGCAGACCUGGAGGAGAGCAAGUACCAGAACGUGGAGCUCAGGUUGUCUAUCUACGGACGCUCCAGAGACGAGUGGGACAAACUAGCAAAGUGGGCUGUCAAACAUCGGGUCUACUCCACCAAUGUGCGCUGGCUUGUUCAAGUGCCAAGACUCUUUGACGUCUACCACACAAAGAAACAGCUGUGCAACUUCCAAGAGAUGCUGGAGAAUAUCUUCAUUCCUCUGUUUGAGGUUACAAUCAACCCCGGCAGCCAUCCAGAGCUGCACCUCUUCCUUCAGCACGUUGUGGGUUUUGACAGUGUGGAUGAUGAAUCAAAACCUGAGCAACAUAUCUUCAACCUGGACAGUCCGCUGCCAGUCAACUGGACAGAGGAGGACAACCCGCCCUACUCCUACUACCUCUACUAUAUGUAUGCAAACAUGACCGUGCUGAAUCACCUGCGCAGGCAGCGAGGGUUUUACACGCUCGUCCUACGUCCUCAUUGUGGGGAGGCCGGGCCGAUCCAUCACCUGGUGUCUGGUUUCAUGCUGUCAGAAAACAUCUCCCAUGGGCUGCUGCUCAGGAAGGCUCCUGUGCUGCAGUAUCUGUACUACUUGGCCCAGAUAGGUAUCGCCAUGUCCCCUCUCAGCAAUAACAGCCUGUUCCUCAGCUACCAUCGUAACCCUCUACCAGAGUACCUGUCCAGAGGCCUCAUAGUCUCUCUGUCCACGGACGACCCUCUGCAGUUUCACUUCACCAAGGAGCCCUUGAUGGAGGAGUACAGCAUUGCUGCUCAGGUGUGGAAACUGAGCUCCUGCGACAUGUGUGAGCUCGCCAGGAACAGUGUGCUGAUGAGCGGAUUCUCUCAAAGGGUAAAGAGCUCCUGGCUCGGCCCAAAACACACCAAGGAGGGGCAGGAGAGUAAUGACAUCAGACGCACCAACGUUCCCGAGAUCCGUGUGGCGUAUCGGUAUGAGACCAUGUGUGAGGAGUUGAAUUUAAUCACACAGGCCAUCCGCACAGAUGAGCUGGAGACCAUCGAAGAAGAGGGGAGUCUGUGUAUGGGAGCUGGGCUGGGAGAGAAGUGAACAUGCACCACAACACAAACACUCGACAUUUCUUGUUUUCACAUCAGGACUUUGUACAGAUUUGCAUAUAUCAACAUAUCAUACCUGUGAAAAGAGAAAAGCUUUGUCACAAGACAAUUAUGAGAGUUACUACUGUGGCAUUGUGAGAGAGGACCUAUAAUCUGUGUA